ACUGCAUUUUCUGUAUUACAUUGGAGCAUAUAAGGUUUAGCUUUGUUUUUGUUUUUAUGUGUGUAGUUUAAGUGAGUAUGCUGGUGGAAUGUACUUUCACUCUGCAGUCCUGUUUUCAGGAUUCAGGCCUUCAAACUACUGAAUUUUUUAUCAAUGUUUUGUACAUGACAAAGGCAAGGGGAGUUCAGUAGUGGAUCUGGAGUAUAUGAGGCAUGGGAACUAGUCAUGUUCACUAAGAAUCAGGGCUAGGGGCUACAUGAGCAGACAGUUGCUCAAUGGGAACUUUGUUCAGCUCUCUUGGCUUCUGAAUUGUCACCAGACACCAUAGCUGUUCUUGCAAGUGUUUGUUUAUUUUAAAAAUGAUUCUGUGGAUAUCUCAUUCUGUGCCAGCAAAUCCAGUUUGCGGAUGAUAUGCAAGAGUUCAGCAAAUUCCCAACCAAGACUGGUCGUAGGUCCCUCUCUCGUUCCAUUUCGCAGUCUUCCACUGACAGCUACAGCUCUGCGGCAUCUUACACAGACAGCUCUGAUGAUGAAGUUUCCCCUAGAGAAAAGCAGCAAACUAAUUCCAAGGGCAGUAGCAAUUUCUGCGUUAAAAAUAUCAAGCAGGCAGAGUUUGGCCGCCGAGAGAUAGAGAUUGCUGAGCAAGACAUGUCUGCACUGAUUUCACUAAGAAAACGAGCCCAGGGGGAAAAGCCUUUGGCUGGAGCUAAAAUUGUGGGAUGCACGCACAUUACAGCACAGACUGCGGUCUUGAUUGAGACGCUGUGUGCAUUAGGAGCUCAGUGCCGUUGGUCUGCUUGUAACAUUUAUUCCACUCAGAAUGAGGUGGCUGCUGCCUUGGCUGAGGCUGGUGUUGCUGUGUUUGCCUGGAAAGGAGAAUCCGAGGAUGACUUUUGGUGGUGCAUUGAUCGCUGUGUUAAUGUGGAUAGCUGGCAGGCUAACAUGAUCUUGGAUGAUGGGGGAGACCUGACCCAUUGGGUUUAUAAGAAAUAUCCAAAUGUAUUUAAGAAGAUCAGAGGCAUUGUAGAAGAGAGUGUGACUGGUGUGCACAGGUUAUACCAGUUAUCAAAGGCUGGGAAACUGUGUGUUCCAGCAAUGAAUGUAAAUGACUCUGUUACCAAACAGAAAUUUGAUAACCUAUACUGUUGCAGGGAGUCCAUCUUGGAUGGCCUAAAACGAACAACUGAUGUGAUGUUUGGAGGGAAGCAAGUGGUAGUGUGUGGCUAUGGUGAGGUUGGAAAGGGAUGCUGUGCAGCUCUGAAGGCCCUGGGAGCCAUAGUUUACAUCACUGAGAUUGAUCCUAUCUGUGCUCUUCAAGCCUGCAUGGAUGGGUUUCGAGUAGUGAAGCUCAAUGAAGUCAUUCGCCAAGUGGAUGUUGUCAUAACUUGCACAGGAAACAAGAAUGUGGUGACUAGGGAGCACUUGGAUCGAAUGAAGAAUAGCUGCAUUGUAUGUAAUAUGGGCCAUUCCAACACUGAAAUUGAUGUGGCUAGUCUUCGUACCCCAGAGCUAACCUGGGAGCGCGUACGUUCUCAAGUGGAUCAUGUAAUCUGGCCUGAUGGCAAGCGAGUUGUUCUCCUAGCCGAGGGAAGACUUCUUAAUUUGAGCUGUUCAACAGUUCCUACCUUUGUUCUGUCCAUUACUGCUACCACUCAGGCUCUGGCUUUGAUUGAGCUUUACAAUGCUCCUGAGGGACGAUACAAACAAGAUGUGUACCUUCUGCCUAAAAAGAUGGAUGAAUAUGUCGCCAGCUUGCACCUGCCUUCAUUUGAUGCCCAUCUGACAGAACUAACUGAUGAUCAAGCAAAAUAUCUGGGACUUAAUAAAAAUGGCCCCUUUAAACCAAACUAUUAUAGGUACUAAUGGACCAUAAUGCUGAAGGAACAGACCACGUAAUCUAUACAAGAGCUUUAGCAAGAAUAUUUUUAAAGAACAUAUCUAAAAACUUUUUUAUUUUUAUUUUAUUCAUGUGAUUUUAUCCACCUUUUCUUUUUAAUAUUUCCUUGUCUCUGUGUCUGACUUUAUAGACAACCUGGGAUUUCUCUGCUCCGUCACCACAAAAAUAGUGCUAUUUCAGCUCCUCAGCUCUAUACAUAGGGAGAGGAUUUCCUUUGAUGGACAUUCCUGUCCUCUGGCGAUUUUGUGUUUUAAUUUAAAACUUUACAGGGCACCUUAGUUGUAGUUGAUCGAACUGCAAAAUAUUAAGAGCACUUUUCUUUCUGUGUGGAAAUAUCUACAAAUUCUAAAUUGCCUUAAUGAGCCCCAAUUUAUUAGCUGCUAGGCCAGUGCUCCUUUUUCUGUACUGGAACAGAAUUAUAUCUUGUGGCCAGUUAGGUGUAUAUUCAGCAAAUGCCUAAUCUCUGGUCCUAAUUGUGUUGUGAAGAAUAAACAAGUGGGAAAAUUCAAAUCCUAUUUAUGAUCAAUUAGGCUAUUUUUUUCCUACAUGAAAUGUAUAGCUGCAUGCCUGGUUACACUAAGCCUAGGUAGAUUUUAACAUGCUUUUAAAGUUGCUAGGGUGCUAAUCUGAAUUAAAAUGGAAUUGUCUAUCCACUGUCUUCACCUCUCCAAAGUUUUUAGAUGUUAGGAUUUUUUUCUUGCUUUCUUUAAUCCAAGAUGUACAAUAACCAUAUUUUAAAAUGCAAUGGGUGAGAAUUCCUUCUCCUGCUAAUGGAAAUGUCAAGUUAGAAGGUUUCAGUUAAUACAUUGCAGAAUAGGUUGGGGCCACCUAAGAACCAAAUUGGCCAUUCUGAGCUGAGACAGGUAUCUCCUGUGCUCCAUCCUCUCAUUUGCCUAGCACUGGAGAUAUUUGAAUGAUGUAGUAGCUUAGCUUCUCAGAUCUUAUAAAGAAUGAUUCAUUGUGUAAAGCACUUCCCUCCAUCUUCAGGCUCCAUUUGUAGCAAAUGAAUAUUGAAGGUGGAAUCCCUUCCUGUUGGCACUGCUAUUUUAAGUGCUCUGCUGUUUUAAUUAUUUUAUUUCCCGAGACUAGCAUAUUCUGUCUGGUUAACCUCUCCUGUGAAAAUACAGGGCAGCAGCCAGAUUUCAUAUUUUAGUACUAUGAAAGGGGGAGGUUCAUCUUUAGAGAGGCAAACAUCAAGUUAGGAAGGUGAUUCAGGCAAAUGUAUCUGAUCACGUCAGACUUGUGCUGAAGUCUCAAGGGGCAGUGAUGACAAGCCAGAGACUACUGUGAAUCAUAGUGAAUAUAUAUAUGUUCAACCUUGAACUUUUCUGGCUUUUUUAUAUAACCUUUGCAGAAAACUUGAUGUAAAUACUGAAGAUUACAUUCCUAAUUCCAUCUUCAUGAAAUCUAUUCCACUAUUGUAUGAUGUUGGCUAUGGUCCUUCCUGAUAAUCCUUCACUGAGGAGAAUAAUUUGAUGUGGAGCCUGAGCCACCAAACCUUCGCACAUCCAUAAUGCUUGCUCUCUAACUCUCAGAGCCCUAGGUGACCUUUCUCUUGUACGUUUUUGCCCCAGAUUGCUGCUUGGUUCCACUUUGGCAGCUGCAUGGUAACAACACAGCCUUGCAGAAUAGAGCAGGCCAUUGACUUUGAAUGUGGGAGUUCCCUCUGCAUCCAGCUUCUCCAAAAUCUGACAUUUAAGUUUGAUCAGGUCAAACAAACUCUGCUCUUCCUUGUUAUUAAAGCCAUCCAGAACUGAGCAUAUGUGCUUCCUCUCAGUUCCUCCAUCAAAAUCGCUUCUUCUAUUUUGUUGAUUCCAUAGUUUUAGUACUACCAAUUCUGAUCCCAGCAUUGGCUUUGAUCCCUCUAAUUCAAGCAGCGUGUUCCCAGAAGUCCUCCAUGAAGCUCAGGAGGGCCUCUUCAUUCUGUUUGUCUGCCUCUGUGUUGCAGCAUCAAUAGGUACCUUAGCUAAGGGCUCCAUCUCUGUAUAAGCCAUGGAAUAAAUUCUCAUGCCUGGCAACACCUCAGUUCAGUCAGAGGGAGCAUGUUACAGCAUCAACCCAGGUGGGGAUAGGUUUAUUUUGUAUAUGAAUGAUUUUUAAUGAAUGCAAUAUUAAUCCUUGCAGAUGAGCAAUAAAUCAUUACGCAAAAUCUAAAUAAAAUGAUUAGAAAACUA
Molecule: messenger RNA, 4071 nt
Organism: Rhineura floridana
Lineage: Eukaryota; Metazoa; Chordata; Lepidosauria; Squamata; Rhineuridae
Gene: AHCYL1
Product: adenosylhomocysteinase like 1
Exons: 17
Coding region: 412-1863 (483 amino acids)
Biological process (GO): L-methionine cycle
Cellular component (GO): cytosol
Source: RefSeq, a predicted model, not a curated record